Messenger RNA from Arxiozyma heterogenica, 270 nucleotides. It is a transcript of the gene SFT1, whose product is annotated as Sft1p. Bases 1 to 270 code for a protein of 89 amino acids. The record is from RefSeq and is a predicted model, not a curated record. The transcript is spliced from 2 exons. Lineage: Eukaryota; Fungi; Ascomycota; Saccharomycetes; Saccharomycetales; Saccharomycetaceae.
AUGGAAUCAAAUAAUGAUGAAAGAUUAAAUAAUCUGGCAAAUAAACUGGCAACUUUCAGAGGUAUUAAUGAAGACAUAAAUCAACAGGCAAUUAAUGAUGAUUCACUUUUGAAUCAGUUAAAUGAUUCCUUUACAAUAAUGGCAAGUAAUAUCAAGGACUCUGCAUCAAGGCUAGCAAGGACCAUGAAUAUGGGGAACAGUGUUUGGAAAAUGGUAGGGUUAGCAUUACUAAUUUUUUUCAUAAUAUAUACCUUAUUUAAAUUAUUUUAA